Messenger RNA from Emiliania huxleyi CCMP1516, 3490 nucleotides. It is a transcript of the gene UBA1, whose product is annotated as ubiquitin-activating enzyme E1. Gene Ontology annotation, cellular component: cytoplasm; nucleus. NCBI's taxonomy places the organism in Eukaryota, Haptophyta, Isochrysidales, Noelaerhabdaceae. Bases 34 to 3192 code for a protein of 1052 amino acids. The record is from RefSeq and is a predicted model, not a curated record. Gene Ontology annotation, molecular function: ubiquitin activating enzyme activity. Gene Ontology annotation, biological process: protein ubiquitination; ubiquitin-dependent protein catabolic process; DNA damage response. The transcript has 31 exons.
CGCUCCUGACGGCGCCGUCGAUCCACAAGACAAAUGGCGGACACCGUGCAGGACAUGGAGACGGACGGCGCCAAGAUCGACGAGGCGCUGUACAGCCGCCAGCUCUACGUGCUUGGGCACGAGGCGAUGCGCAAGAUGAUGGCAUCGAGCGUGUUGAUUGUCGGCCUGCGGGGCCUCGGCGUGGAGAUUGCGAAGAACGUCGUCCUCGGCGGCGUCAAGAGCGUGACGCUCUACGACCCUGCACCGGCCACUCUCGCCGACCUGUCUGCGCAGUUCUUCCUGCGCGAGGAGGACGUGGGCAAGCGGCGCGCCACGGCAACGGCGCCGCGGCUCGCCGAGCUCAACCAGUACGUCCCCGUCGCCGAGCUCGAGGGCGACCUCACCGCCGACGCCAUCGCCUCCUUCGGGAUCGUUGUUGUGACGGGCGCGCCGCUCGGCGAGGCGACGCGCAUCAACGAGGCGUGCCGCAAGUCCGGGGGCCGCUUCAUCCUGGCAGACACGUACGGCCUCUUCGGCGGCCUGUUCUGCGACUUCGGCGCCGCGUUUGAGGUCGUCGACGCGGACGGCGAGGAGCCGGUGAGUGGGAUGCUGACUUCGGUCUCGCAGGACGAGGAGGGCAUCGUGACGAUGCAUGACGAGACUCGGCACGGCCUCUCGGACGGAGACCACGUCUGCUUCACCGAGGUGCAGGGCAUGACCGAGCUCAACGGGUCCGGCUCCCGCCCGAUCAAGGUGCUCGGCCCCUUCUCCUUCUCCAUCGGGGACACGAGCGGCUACGGCGCGUACACGUCCGGGGGGUACAUGCACCAAGUCAAGCAGAAGCAGGCGGUCUCCUUCCUCCCCCUCCCGCAAGCUCUCGCUGCGCCCGACUUCCUCGUCUCGGACUUCGCAAACUGCAUCGGCCUCCAGGCUCUCGACGCCUACCGUGCAGCCCACGGGCAGCUGCCCCCGCCCUCCGACGCCGCAGCCGCAGCAGAGGCGUCUGGGGCGCGCGGCGAGCUCGCGCCGAUGUGCGCCAUCUUUGGCGGCAUGGCUGCGCAGGAGGUGAUGAAGGCUGCCAGCGGCAAGUUCAUGCCGCUGAAGCAGUGGCUCUACUUCGACGCGGAGGAGUGCUUGCCUGCCGACGGCAAGGAGGCGCUUCCGCCCGCAGAGACGGCGCCGCGCGGCUCGCGCUCGCGGCACGACUCGCAGGCGGCGGCGCUCGGCUGGAGCACGCAAGAGAAGCUCGGCUCGCUGCGCUACUUGCUCGUCGGGGCGGGCGCGAUCGGGUGCGAGAUGCUCAAGAACUGGGCGAUGAUGGGCAUCGGCUGCGGCGAGGGCGGGCACGUCACGGGCGGGCACGUCACGGUCACCGACCCAGACACAAUCGAGAAGUCGAACCUGAACCGCCAGUUCCUCUUCCGCCCGUGGGACGUGACCAAGGCAAAGUCGGCCUGCUAUUCACAGCUCGUCUAUUCACAGCUCUUCUAUUCACAGCCCGUGGGACGUGACCAAGGCAAAGUCGGCGUGCGCCGCGGCGGCGAUCGGGGCGAUGAACCCGGCGGCCAAGGUGGAGGCGAGGCUGGAUCGGGUGGGCGCCGAGACAGAGGGCAUCUUCGACGACGCCUUCUGGGGCCGCCUCUCCGGCGUGUGCAACGCGCUGGACAACGUGCAGGCGCGGCUGUACGUCGACCAGCGCUGCAUCUACUACCAAAAGUCGCUCCUCGAGAGCGGCGCGCUCGGCCCAAAGGGGAAGGCACGCUCGGCCCGAAGGGGAACGUGCAGGUCGUCGUCCCGAAGCUCACCGAGAGCUACGGCUCGUCGCGGGACCCGCCCGAGAAGAGCAUCCCGGUCUGCACGCUCAAGAACUUUCCGAACCAGAUCGAGCACACCAUCCAGUGGAGCCGCGACUGCUUCGAGGGCCUCUUCCGGCAGGGCGCCGAGGACGACGUCAACGCCUACCUCUCCCAGCCAGACUUCCUCUCCAACCUCGAGAGGCGGCCACGCGGGCGAAAGGCCUCGCGGCCGCAGCCCGGCGUGCGCAAGACGACGCUCGAGGCCCUCGCCGCGAACCUCGUCGACAAGCCGAUCUCGCUCGAGCAGUGUGUGGUCUGGGCGCGUCUCCGCUUCGAGGAGCUCUUCCACAACCAAAUCGCGCAGCUCAUCUUCAACUUCCCGCUCGACAUGGCCACCUCGUCCGGUGCCCCCUUCUGGUCGGGCCCCAAGCGGCCGCCGACGCCGCUCCAGUUCUCGGCGGACGACCCGCUCCACCUCGGUUUCAUCAUCGCCGCCGCCAACCUGCGUGCCUUCAACUACGGCCUCAAGGGCUCGACCGACCCCGCUCUCUUCAAGAAGGCGGUCGAGGCGGCGAUGGUGCCCGAGUUUGUCCCGAAGCAAGGCGUCAAGAUCGCCACGGACCCGAAGGAGGCGGAGAAGGCGCCGGCCGCGCCGCCGCCCGACGAGGACGAGGCGAGCGACGCCAUCGUGGCCACGCUGCCUGCGCCGUCGUCGCUCGCGGGGUACCGGAUGACUCCGGUCGACUUUGAGAAGGACGACGACACCAACUUCCACAUCGACUUCAUCGCCGCCGCCUCCAACCUGCGCGCGCGCAACUACAAGAUCACCGAGGCGGACCACCACCGCACCAAGCAGAUCGCGGGCAAGAUCAUCCCCGCCAUCGCCACCACCACCUCGCUCGUCACCGGGCUCGACCUGCCUCGAGCUGCUCGAGAAGUGUCUCGGAAGCUCGUCUGCCUCGAGCUGCUCAAGCUCAUGCAGCCGGCCAAGCCGAUCGAGUCCUUCAAGAACGGCUUCGUCAACCUCGCCCUCCCCUUCGUGUCCUUCUCGGAGCCCAUCGCCGCGCCCAAGCGCAAGAUCGGCGCAAAGGGCGCCGAGUGGACGCUGUGGGACCGGUACGAGGUGGACGAGGGCAGAGAGCUCACCCUCAAGGAGUUCCUCGCCUACUUCCAGGAGCGGCACAAGCUCGAGGUGACGAUGAUCUCGAGCGGCGUCUCCAUCCUCUACUCCUUCUUCACCAACCAGAAGAAGCUCAAGGAGCGGAUGCCGAUGACGAUGAGUCAGUUGGUGCAGGAGAUCUCGAAGGCGGAGUUCAAGCCGACGCAAAACUCGCUCACGUUUGAGAUUUGCUGCAACGACGAGGACGACGAGGACGUGGAGGUGCCCUUCGUCCAGUACAAAUUCCGAGGCUGGUGAGCGGAGGAGAAGGGGGAGAGGGGAACUGUAUACGCUCCGCGUCGAUUUCGCACUGGGCGGUGGGCGGCGGUGGAGCGCUGGGCGCGAGCGGCCCGCACAAGCCACAGCAGGCACGGGCCCGCCCGCGCGCCGCGAUGACGCAAGCGACAAGCGCUCUCCCUCCGCUCUCUCGCCGAACGCCUCGAACACACAUUUUGUGUUCAUCUGCUACGUUUUUGUGUCUCCUGGACUACUUUGACCAACUCAUGCUUGGUCAGCCCCGACGCCCGAGCCUCAGAAUAAUAAUAAAGCGGCAACG